AACUUUAUUCAUACCUGGGGUCUGAGACUGAUAGCAUAACUGCUUGCUAUGGUCUCUCAAAAUCCAUCCCUCCACCAUCCCUCCUCUCUCUUUCCUCGAAUUCUAAAAAGGCAGAAGGAUUAAUAGUUGCAGAAAUAUUUUUUAAUCCUUUUACCUCACGUUGAAUGGAAAACAGGUGAACAGUUUGGGGAACAAAAGGCGAAAAAUGCCUGGAAAACGAAGGACUUGGAGGUGAAUCAAUCAAUAAUCAAGGAAGUGAAGUGAAUAAUACGGUUUGUGGUCAAGUGAUUCAUCAGUAAAAUUAUUGUGGUUAUAUAUUUUUGUGGGGUAAAGAAGUGAUAAAAAGUGAACUGAGAUUGGUUGGCUGGAUGAGCUUUACUUCGGUGGGGUGGGGGUUCACAGUUACUUGGUUGGCAGGGUCGGUGGGACUGGAGCACCGCCGAAAUUAGGAUCUAUAAGACUGUAAGCAAUGAUAGUACUGGAGAGAUGGAGGACGAAGUGGAGGACGACGCCGUGGUUGAUUGUGGGUGUGGUGCUCGUAUCCCUAGUCGGAGGCAAACCUCAAACAAACGUUGGACACCGUAGUCUACCACCUCCUUCGGACCAGGAGGUCAACGAGGAGUUGUUGGAAAACAUUACAAAUGUUGAAAUCAAGUGUGCCACUAGUGAAAUUAGAGUUAAAAUACCCACGCCGCAUCCACACUUUAAUGGCAUGGUCUACCCACAGGGCUUGUCAAAAAACUCGAGCUGUUUAAAAGAAUAUGAUUCCUCCGAAGAGUUUAUCGAGUACUCGUUACCACUUCGAUCUUGCAACACGAUGACCACUGCUUCCAACGACGAUGGAGAAGAGGAAUAUUUUAAUACAAUCGUGUUGGAACCACAUCCCAAACUUGUUACCGGUAUGGGACGUGGGUUUCACGUGAGAUGUAAGUACAGAAGGUCAAGUGGCAUAAACACUCCUCCCGUUACAAUGAAGAUAUACAAGAAUGGAGAGGAAAUAAGACAUCAAGGCAACGAAACGGUGGAAAUCGGAGAUCUGCUACAAUUUCAUAUUCAAGUUCAUUCCAACACAACGUCGUCUUUCCUCGUAUCCGACUGUCAUGUCCGUGACGGUCUAGGUUGGGCAGAGGAGCUUCUGGUAAAUCAUGUGGGAUGUCCGGUGGAUUCUGAAAUUCUGCCACCCUUUUCAUAUUCGAAAAAUAUGGCCAAGGUGGAGUUUCCAGCACACAAGUUCCCAUACUCGCCAACAGUGUACUACUCUUGUGCCGUCAAGAUUUGCAAGGGAAAUGAAGAUUCAUGCAGCCCUCCGAUGUGUCAGGGAUCAAAAAAUAUGAGGGACACAUCGUCCCAAAUCAAGUUUAAAAGAGAUGCCAGCAACGGGGACGAACCAGCAACAGUCCAGGUUUACAACGGCCUCUGGGUAAACGAACCUCCAGAUUCCACGGAAGCAGACAAGGCUGCCGAAGUCCUUCGAGAGAAAAAAGAACGGGGAGAAGUCCUCUGCUUUGCUCGACGUGAUUUCGCUCUUGCUAUCGCCAUUUCUGGGCUGAUUCUUAUGAUUGCCGUCAUUCUGCUUCUCUUCAUCCUUUGCAUACGGCGAAGAAGAUCAGGAAAGGGCAGCUCUGUGACGGGAUCAUCCUCCAUUUACUCCGGAUCGGGAACCAACUUUACUGGAAAUACGAGAGGAUACACAAAUACGGCUUACUCACACUCGUCAGAAUGAACAGGGAGCAGCAGACGAAAUACUUGAUGCCAAAAUUUCCAAUGUCAAUGUCCAAUAAAACGAAACCGAAAUUUCCAAAUUAGUGGUGAUGGCUUUAAAAAAUAACUGUACUGGGCUUUAAAUUUUGAAAAAGGGAUUCCUCGAUUUCUCCGUCUUUAGCUUUACAAUAAGGUUUACCAAAUAUUUAGCUUGUAUAGUAUUUAAGUUUUUGUACUCGAAUUUGUAUUGCAUUUUUCUAAAAUGACACAUUUUUUUUUGAAAACUAAAACAUUCCGUCCGUAACUGCAAUAACUUUACUGAUUAUUUGUUAACCUGUAAAUUGUUUGUUAACCCAUUCAUUGUUUUGUUGUUAUUUCUAACAGUGCCAAAUUGUGAUACGUACAGAUAAGUAGUAGCCGUACAGUAAAAGAUAUAAAUGCAUGUCCAAGAUAAGCACGCAAUUAUGCAGCAAUCUGAUGAUAAGUUAUAAUACAAUCCAGACUUUGUAUUACUUAAAAGCAAUAGAAUAAUUUUAAGGUUUUAAGAAAUCAUGCAUUCGACAAUCGCCACCUUCCAGUGUGGCAGUUGUCUGUCUGUAGUCGUACCAAACCUGCAUUUCCACUAUACAUAUUAAAACAGUAAUAUAGCAAUCCUAAAUUAUUGGAUGCACUAAAUACAAUAAAAUUUUAGUUACAGCCACACAAUAAUGUUUAACUGUUCGUCGUAAUAAUUUUAAACUAAAACUAUGCUAGGUUUUUACAUGUACUAUAGAUUUGGAUUAUAUCAAUAAUUAAUUCAUGGCUGGCGUGGUGCAAGAAACAUUUUUUUCUAAAGUAGUACGUAUCUUCGCUCAACAUGAAUGCACAUAAUGAACGUCUUUUUUGUAAUGAAUUGCUUACCAACUUAAGAUAAACAAAGAUUGCCAUAAUUUUUACCUCUAAUAAAGGGUUUACUCUGUAAAGAUUUGUUGUUUGUUGGUGGGAAGAGUAAAUAAACAAAGUAAAAAAGA
Messenger RNA from Folsomia candida, 2711 nucleotides. Its product is annotated as cuticlin-1. The record is from RefSeq and is a predicted model, not a curated record. Lineage: Eukaryota; Metazoa; Arthropoda; Collembola; Entomobryomorpha; Isotomidae. The transcript has 9 exons. Bases 470 to 1723 code for a protein of 417 amino acids.